AUGUAGAAUAUAUAAUAAUAAUAAUCAAUUAAAAAACAUGAAGGGGCCACCUUGAUUUUAGAAGAUAAAUAUAAGUUAUAUCUAGGAGAUUUAGAUGAUGCAUAGAAUAAAGUAUUAUCAAAAAACAUAAGUUAAGUAAUGGUUAAAAUCACAUUAAAUUUGUUGUGUUAUAACUGUAGCAAAUGGUUAACCUAUUAGUUAUUAUGAUAAUACAAUCAAACAUCACUAUUAUUUUAUUGAUGAUAAAGCAGAUUUUAAAAUAUAAAAAUAUUUUUCAAAAGUUUUCCAUGACAUUGAUAGAGAGUUAUAAAACACUAAUGUUCUGAGUAAACUAUAUAAUUAUAUUAUAGUUCAUUGUGCAGCCGGAAUAUCUAGAUCUGCUACUUUUGUAAUUGGAUAUUUAAUUAAGAGAAAGUAAAUGUCUUACAAAUAAGCAUUUAAUUAUGUGAAGAGCAGAAGACCAAUGAUAAGGCCAAAUCCAGGUUUUUAGAGUAUACUGGAAUCUUUAGAAUAAAAAUAAUGAUUUGAUUCAUUAAAUUA
Molecule: messenger RNA, 540 nt
Organism: Paramecium sonneborni
Lineage: Eukaryota; Ciliophora; Oligohymenophorea; Peniculida; Parameciidae
Source: the annotation of a GenBank genome assembly